Zeugodacus cucurbitae (melon fly) is the source of this 5842-nucleotide messenger RNA. RefSeq names its product protein phosphatase 1 regulatory subunit 14B. Bases 1113 to 1505 code for a protein of 130 amino acids. Gene Ontology annotation, molecular function: protein serine/threonine phosphatase inhibitor activity. NCBI's taxonomy places the organism in Eukaryota, Metazoa, Arthropoda, Insecta, Diptera, Tephritidae. The transcript has 6 exons. Gene Ontology annotation, biological process: regulation of phosphorylation. Gene Ontology annotation, cellular component: cytoplasm. The record is from RefSeq and is a predicted model, not a curated record.
GGACGGUAGCAAUCAUCAGUCUUUGAAUGGUGCUCACCGAAUUCUGUGCUGUCCAGUAAUUUCGUUCUCAAACGUGCAAAGACACAUAGGUCUUGUGGUGCUUUUUGGUGCGUGCAGAUUUUUUUGUAUUAUAGAAGAGGCAAAAAGGUGUAUAUGCUUGAAUAGGUACAUAAGCGCAUACACAUACAUCAAAUUUUAGAAAUAUUGAAGUGCUAAAAAUAAAGUGAGAUUUCGAAAUUUGUGUUUUAAAAAGUUCUGAGCGACGUGUUGUUAGCAAAACAACACUAAGAGUAGCAAGAUUAUUAAAAUCUUGAGAUUUACCAUAACUUUUGAGUGCAUUUUAAAUAUAACAUAAAGCACUUAUUUAACCAAAAGCGAUAACGCAACGCUAUUGUGUAAAUGUUUUAAGCGGUAAUGGCAAUAAUUAUUAAAGCGUAAAGUAAAAGUGUGUAAAAGCUUGAAUGAAAUUAUACAAUAAAGUGGUAUUAGUAUAGUUUAAUAGGUCAAUCGCUGAAAGUUUUGCAACGCUCUUUACUUCAUACUUACUUACAUACAUAUAUCUACUGGUGCACCCUCAACGCCAUGAUAAACGGGUGAUAUUAUGAUUUAAAUAUAUUAAAAUAUAUUAAACACACAUACACCAGCAGGAACGUGCAACAUCUUAAUAAUUUAAGGUUACAACAACAAGCGACAAUUUCACUAAGAAUUGUUAAAGGAACAUAACAAAUCAUCUUACAGCGAGCAGUAACCAACGUUACAAACGUGUGUCAUCGUCCUUCUAAAAAUUGCCGAAAUCGGACCAUAUGUAUUCAAGGCCGAACAUAUCGAACAUGAGGACCUCAGAGCUUUGCAUAAUUUUUUUUAAUUUAUAGUUUACAAUUACAACGUUCAGAACGCCCUUAUAUGAGUGUACGAUCAAUCAAUCAACGCGCCCACAAUAAUUAAGUUAAAAUAUUAACUUAACAGGCUUUGAAAACAUUGCAAACAGACUAAGUUCAUCUGCAAUACAAUUAAAAUCCAAGCAACAAAGCCUAACAGCUGGCAUUAAAACAUCAAAACAGAUCAAAUACACAAUAAUAAGAAUAUAAUAAUAAAGAAAGCCUAAACACAACAUGCAGUGCAGUUUAGAACAGAUGAAUGACUGUGAACGUUCACCGAACCGGACAAAUCUUCGUGUCAAUUUCAAUGAGAAGGGAGCUGAAGUAAAGGAGCGACGCGAAAAGUUCCUCACCGCCAAGUAUGGUUCACAUCAGAUGAGUCUGAUACGUAAACGUUUAGCUGUAGAAAUGUGGUUGUACGAUGAACUGCAGAAGCUCUUUGAUCCACCGAGUGAGGCUAUCGAUGUGGAUAUAGAUGAGAUCUUAGACAUGGAUACUGAUGAAAUAAGAAGAUCACAUUUAAUACGUCUGCUGUCAGUCUGCAAACGCCCCCAAGCGGAUAUAACUAACGUUUCUCUCCCACAGAAAUUCAUCAGUGAUCUAUUGGAUCGAGCAAAAACACUGUAGAUUUACUGCGCUAGCGUAAUGACACUGUAUUAUUAUGUUAAAAAUAACCUGGAAAAUCAAGAAUGUGUAUUUAUUUUAAACCUAAAGCUAUAAUUUUUACACUUAACUGUUUCAAAAAAUAAUGUAAGGUUUUUUUUCUUUUCAUAAGAUUUGAUUUAAAUACAAAUUUUUAACAUGACAUGAUUUAGUAUUAAGUGAUAUUAAAAAUCAUAUAAAAAGAUAUUGAAUAUUCAUACAUUUAUACAUACAUACAUACAUACAUAGAAGUACAUAAUUUAUAAACAUUUCAUAAAGAAUUAAAAUCACGUGGAUGAUAUUUAAAUGAAGCAUGUAGUAUAACCAAAAAUAAGCAUUAAUAUACAAAUUUCAGUAGUUAAGUAUAUAUAAGUAAUUACUAAAUAAAAACCAAUUAUAGUAAAGUUAAGAAAUCACCAAGAUAUACGUUUGUAUACCAAAAAUAAAAUGAAUAAACAAUCGAAACAAAGCAACUACCAAAUUUAGUGACAGAGAAUGUUUGCAAGUUUCAGGGCUUCGUGCGAUGUAUUUUACAUCGAAAUUAAUUCAAAUAUUCAUUAAAUAUGAAUCAUACGCUAUUAAAAAUAUUAGGGUGAUGACCUAUACGUUAUUUUUUAAUUUCCGUUAAGUUCCUUUUCCUUAUCUCACAGUGUUCGAUCUUUGAUCUUUUGAGACGACAAAAAUAUAUUUAAAUAUUUGUUGAUCUAUUUAAUACAAAAAACUCGAAUUUUGCACUGUUGCAUUGUGAUAAUCUAUUAUUACCUAUUAUCAUUUUGGAUGUGCAAAAAGUUUCUCUUUAUUUCUAUGUGGAAAACUGUAUAACUGAAUGGGGUUUCUUUGUUUAAAUAAAGUUAAAAGAAUGAUAUUGGUAAUCUAUCAGUGCCUCUCCAAAUUCCUGUCGCCAUUCUCGAACAACAAAUUCAUUUUAACUAACCAGUUCAUUGAUUUGUUAAAAAAUUACGCGCAGAAUGUCUACGAGAAAUGCAUAGUUUCGUCAAGGCAAAAUUGUAAUGAGUUGAUAAUGCAUCAUUUCUAUGCGCCAUUUAUCAGAAGAAGAGAAAGAAUGGCAUUAAACCAUUUACAUCAGUGAAUGUGCACGUCUACAAACAUUUACUUAAGAUAUUGUGUAAUGAUUAAGAUCAAAAACAUUUCGGAACUAUUUUUCGAAAUAACAACUUCCAUUCUUUCGGACACUAGUAUUUGAGUAAUACGAUUGGAUUUUAGUGAGCGAAUUAGUAAGAUUGCUUUUAUAAAUCUUUCAUCAUUAUUUAUUUAUUUAUUAUUUUUUCCAUUAUUUUUUAACGUAGUAAUUGUUGUAGUUCUAAUUUCAAAUGUCGUACACUGUGCUUUCCCUUCGAUGUUUGCACAGGAGCACAUUUUAAUAAUAAUAACACGUAAUACUUCAGAAGCCUUUUCGAGAAUUGUCAGUACCAUUAGUUACAUUAUAGACGUGUUCGAAAAAAAAGAGCAACCAUCAAAUGCAACAAAAUAAUAUCAUAUUUGUUGCAUUUGAUGGUAAUUUAAUAUUUCAAAAGGUAAACUUAUCUUUAAAUAAAUAUAUGUAUAUUAGGGUUGUUAUACUGUCACAAAAUUGUACCAAGACCGCGAUGCCUUUGUCAAAGGCAUUCGUUUUUUAUAAGUAUUGUAUUAAAUUGUUUUGCUGUUCGGCUUUGACCCAUGUCGUCCAUGUUGUGGCUAUUGUUUUCAUCCCAAUAGAUACUCCAAGUAUUUCCCUUAUAAAAAUAAAUGUUUAUCAUUCGUGGGCAAUUAAAUUAUCUUCGAUUGAUCAAUAAGCGCCUUUUCCAAUUAAACACAAUUUAAUAUCUAUUUACAUUAAACAUUGAUAUUUAAAUAAAUAAAGCCUAAACAAAGAAAAAUGAUGUUUGAUGUUGCUAUUUAACAUUGUUAUUAUUUCUAAAUAAAUUAUUCCGAACGUCAACCAACAAUGUUGCCAGUAUAAUGAAUGUGCCUUCGACAACCCCACAACCCACAACUAACAUACAGAAUAUUUAUUAUUAUUUUUAAAUUCUUGCAGUUCCUAUGUUAUCGAACACGUCUGUAUAUCAACACAAAUAAUAACUGUGGGCGACGUUUUAAGGCAUGUGACAAAUCACAGGCGCACGAAGUUUAGUUAUUUAGAAGACGAAUUAAUUGUAAUAAUUAUUAUAAUUAAGUUAAGGGCUUUAGCUAAUCGGUUCCCCUAUCAGUGCCGAGUGCUCCCGCUUCUCGACCAACACUUGUUUUCUCGAUUUAGUUGCAUACUAAUUGUAAGCAAGAGGCUUAUGUAUGUCGAGUAUUGUAAGUUUUGCAUUACUAUUUAAUAUUUGUAAAACAUAUGGGUGAACACAAAUUUGUAAAGUAAUGUAAAUCACCAAAAUAUAUAAGAAAGCUCAGGUUCACUGCCAAAAGAUAAUAUGCAUCUCUAAACUGAAUGCAUAUGAAUUGAGUUGUAUAGGUGUGAGAAACUAACAAAAAUAUUUAUAUAAAUUGGAGUCGAAAAUGUUUUCAAUUUAAAAUGUGUGCAAAGAAUGAAUAUAUGUUAUGUGUAUGUAGUAAAUAAGUGGAAUACUCGAAAUACAAAUCAAACAUUAUCAAGCUAAAUUCAAAGAUAAUUUUUUAUAAAACUUCCCAAUCAAAAUAUAACACACAAAUUUGAUUAUACAGUUAAGAGCCGUAUUAUAAAUAUUAUUUAAACAAUAUCCUUAGUAAUUGACACUUACUCUUAGUAAGUCAUUCUAAUCAUAGACUAAUAUCAUAGUUUGGGGGCUGCGACCGGAAUUCGAAAUAACGACUUAAACUCACUCGACUACGGCUAUGAUAUAAAAUCCUUUCAUGUUGAAUAUAUUUUUGUUCCAUCAGACGAAAUUAAUGCUUUUCUGGUUUUCUUUCUUCAACUAACGGUUUAUUUAAGAUUACGUUCAUGCUAAAAACGUUGUGAGAACAGUUUUUAUCUACCUAGAAAUGUAUAUUUGGCAGCAAAAAGUUUAGCAGAACUAAGUGCUUGGGGAAACGAACAAUCUUUAACUAGAAAUAUUUCGCAUAUUUUUCGAAAAUGUAUAAAACAAUAUAAGAAUACUAUUACAUAUAUUGUAUAUAAGUCCCCAUAUAUAUAAUUAUUAAAAAAAUAUUCUUCAUAAUCAGGAGCAGCCGGAGAAUUAAAAUUUCAAAAUGAAACUGUUUAGAAACAUGCAAAUUGUUAUUAUUUAUUAAUUAUGUUAAACGUUCUUCUUAGAACAUUUGGCAAGAGUUUUGGUAAUAUUGUAUAAUGGUCAUUUGAGAAUGUCGUACAUGAAAAGAUAUUGACGGCUUAAAAUUGGUAUUUAUGUUUGCUAUAUCAUACAUAAUUAUAAUGUUUUCGUAGUGGUUUUUGUAUUCUGAAUUAAAGUUUCAAAAUGUGGGAAAUAUGAAAUAAAUUUGACAAACCCUUAAACCCACUGCGAUUCUGGAAUGAAAACACUAAAUAAAUUGUAAUUUCACUAUAAUCGUAUAAUAUAAGGAGAACCAUUUUCUAAUGAGUUCAUACGACUUCACGCAAUGUCUAACUCCUGUACAUAUAUACAUAUGUAUAUAUGUAUGUAUAUUUGCAGGCGAAUUUUCAUGUUAAAUAAGAAACAAUUAUACUCUGAGAAAACUGACGCGAGAGUAUAAUAAAGCUCACUUUUUAAACUUAAAAUUUACUCGAAUACGAUUUUAAUAUAAAAAUCGAUAAUCUGUAAUGUUAUAUACAUUUUAAACGUUUUUUUACUAAUUCACCAUAACGUUUAAACAAAAUAGAUGAAAUUUCUUCAUAUGUCUAAGAAGAUUUUUUAUUCUACUUCCACAGCACUUAAACUAGAACUCCUCUAGCUAUGAAAUAAUCAAACUUGUUAAAUACUUAUUUCCGACUAUGCAUACAAAAAAAUUUUCAAACAAAGCCAAAUCAAUAUGAAUAAAAUAUAUAUAUGUACAUACAUAGUAGUUUUCUAAAGAUCUAAAAUCUAUCAUGAAUAUGUCACACUUAUUGCAGGGGUAUGAAAAAGUCCGUUUUCAAACACUUUUUGUUGUGAAAUCUGAAUUGAUGCUUACCAAUCCAUUGAAAACUUAAUGAAACAUAAUUGCUUUUGUGGAAAUGUAUGUAUGUAUGCAAGACUUAUUUUAACAUAAGAGGGUUUAAGAACUCAUAAUUUAUAUUUAAUGUAUACUCGUGAACUAUAGUAUACACAAAUAAGCAUAAUCACAUAAACCGAACAAAAUGCAAAACGAAUAUAAAUAAGACAAGUAAUAAGAGCAUCAAGAGCGAACUUUGUAUUUUACGAGAAAAUAAAAUUAUUUGCUUUGAAAAA